This is a messenger RNA of Capsicum annuum, 605 nucleotides long. RefSeq names its product pre-mRNA-processing protein 40B-like. The record is from RefSeq and is a predicted model, not a curated record. Gene Ontology annotation, biological process: mRNA cis splicing, via spliceosome. Gene Ontology annotation, cellular component: U1 snRNP; U2-type prespliceosome. NCBI's taxonomy places the organism in Eukaryota, Viridiplantae, Streptophyta, Magnoliopsida, Solanales, Solanaceae. The coding region runs from base 81 to 605 and encodes 174 amino acids. Gene Ontology annotation, molecular function: RNA binding. The transcript has 8 exons.
AGUAUCUGAGCCAAAAGAAAAAACUGGAAGCUGAAGAGAGGCGUGUUAAAUAGAAAAAAGCUCGGGACGAUUUCAGGAUAAUGUUAGAAGAUUGCAAGGAGCUGUCACCAUCGUCAAGAUGGAGUAAGUCAAUCUCCAUAGUCGAACAUGAUAAACGUUUUAAAGCUGUUGAGCGAGCUAAAGACCGUGAGGACCUUUUUGAAGAUUAUGUGGAGGAACUUGAGAAAAAGGUGAAGCUCCUUUUGCAAAACUUUCUUGAGCAUGCGAAGGCAUUGGAGGAGCAAAAGUGCAAUAGAGUGGAGUACUUAGAAUUUUUAAAAUCCUGUGACUUUAUUAAGGCCAGUAGCCAGUGGCGAAAAGUUCAGGACCGCUUGGAAACUGAUGAAAGAUGCUCCCGCCUUGAGAAAAUCGAUCGCUUGGAGAUUUUCCAGAAAUAUAUACGUGAUUUAGAGAGCGAAGAGGAGGAGCAAAGGAAACUGCGGAUGAUGGAAGAGCAUGUUGCUGCGGGAAUACUUAAUGCAAAACCUAACUGGCGUGAUUAUUGCAUUAAAAUUAAAGAUUUUGCUGCAUAUCUAGCUAUCUCAUCAAAUACUUCAGGAUCAUAG